Molecule: messenger RNA, 369 nt
Organism: Rotaria sordida
Lineage: Eukaryota; Metazoa; Rotifera; Eurotatoria; Philodinida; Philodinidae
Source: the annotation of a GenBank genome assembly
AUGGGUAUAUUAGUAUUAACACCCAUUAAUAAUUACAAUAAAUACGGUAGUAUAAAAGUUGAAUUUGCUCUUGAUGGAUCUUAUGUGGAUGGUGAAGUUGAUGCUGAUAUAAAUAAUUUAUGUAUUGGUGGUGGUAUGGGUAUAUUACCACGUGAUCGUAGUGUUCCAUUUAGUCCACCACAUAUAUUAAGACAUCUUGUUAAUAAAGAAUAUGCAUAUGUUAGACAACGUGGGUUAAAAAUUGCUACAAUACCAUGUUCACAUCCAGAUGCGCCAACAAAAUGUAAAAUACCAUCAGGUCGAUGGAUGAUACUUAAAUGGGCUUGUUGUUCUUUGGCUAGAGAGAUAUUAUCGAAUAAUACGGCUUAA